Molecule: messenger RNA, 4959 nt
Organism: Chrysochloris asiatica (Cape golden mole)
Lineage: Eukaryota; Metazoa; Chordata; Mammalia; Afrosoricida; Chrysochloridae
Gene: MGAM
Product: maltase-glucoamylase (alpha-glucosidase)
Exons: 46
Coding region: 1-4959 (1652 amino acids)
Biological process (GO): carbohydrate metabolic process
Molecular function (GO): carbohydrate binding; alpha-1,4-glucosidase activity
Source: RefSeq, a predicted model, not a curated record
AUGGACCCCAGUCUCAAGCUAACCCCUUUCCCUCUGCCUCCAGACCUCCACCCCUCCCUUUCCAGGGUUAAAGCUGCUGCCCGUUGCCGAGCUCAGCUUCUCUACCUCGAGUACACAUGUGAACAGCGAGGUUGCUGCUGGAAUCCUCAGGGAACCAUCAAUACACCCACGUGCUACUAUUCCAAGAGUCAUGGCUACCAGGCUGAAGCUGACCUCGUGAGCACCAAGGCAGGGUUCACAGCUGAGCUGCGGAGGCUACAAUCCUCAUACCUGUUUGGAAGCAGUGUCGACAGUGUCCUUCUCACGGCAGAAUACCAGUCAUCCAACCGAUUCCACUUUAAGUUUACCGACCAGAACAAGAACAGGUAUGAAGUUCCCCAUGAGCACGUGAAACCCUUUGACGGAAUCGCUGCUUCUUCCUUGACCUACAGAGUGGAAGUCUCCAAGCAGCCAUUCAGCAUCAAAGUGAUCCGGCAGAGCAACAACCGUGUUCUGUUUGACUCAAGCAUUGGGCCCCUCCUCUUCGAUGAUCAGUUCCUGCAGCUCUCCAUCCGCCUGCCCAGCGCCAACGUGUACGGAUUGGGGGAACAUGUGCACCAGCAGUAUCGGCACGACAUGAACUGGAAAACCUGGCCCAUCUUUGCCAGAGACACAACCCCCAAUGGGGAUGGAACGAACCUGUAUGGUGCACAGACAUUCUUCCUGUGCCUUGAAGAUGCGAGUGGUUUAUCAUUUGGAGUGUUUCUGAUGAACAGCAAUGCCAUGGAUGUUGUUCUCCAGCCUGCCCCUGCAGUCACCUACCGCACUAUUGGGGGCAUUCUCGACUUCUAUGUCUUCUUGGGAAACACUCCAGAGCAAGUUGUUCAAGAGUAUUUAGAGCUCAUUGGUCGGCCAGCCCUGCCAUCAUACUGGGCUCUUGGCUUUCAUUUGAGCCGAUAUGACUACGGAACGCUUGACAACAUGAAGGAAGUCGUGGAGAGAAACCGGGCCGCAAGGAUUCCCUAUGAUGUCCAGCAUGCCGAUAUUGACUACAUGGACCAGCGGAGGGACUUCACGUAUGACCCAAUUGCUUAUAAAGGCUUUCCUGAGUUUGUUAAAGAGUUACACAACAAUGGGCAGAAAGUGGUCAUCAUUGUGGACCCAGCCAUCUCCAAUAACUCUACUGCAAGCCACCCCUAUGGCCCCUAUAACAGGGGAUCAGUCAUGAAUAUAUGGGUGAACACUUCGGAUGGACUGACUCCACUUGUUGGGGAGGUCUGGCCAGGAAAAACUGUGUUUCCUGAUUAUACCAAUCCCAAGUGUGCUGCUUGGUGGGCAACAGAAUUUAAGCUUUUCUACACUCAAGUGGAGUUUGAUGGAAUAUGGAUUGAUAUGAAUGAAGUCGCCAACUUUGUUGAUGGCUCGGUUUCAGGAUGUUCCACCAACAAUCUGAAUUAUCCCCCUUUCACUCCCAGUGUCCUGGGUGGGUACCUGUUCUCCAAAACCCUCUGCAUGGAUGCUGUUCAGCACUGGGGCAAGCAGUAUGACGUCCACAACCUGUAUGGUUACUCCAUGGCAAUCUCCACAGCCGAUGCUGUCAAGACCGUAUUCCCUAACAAGAGAAGCUUCAUUAUCACCCGUUCUACCUUUGCGGGCUCUGGCAAGUUUGCGGCCCAUUGGCUAGGGGACAAUGAGGCCACCUGGAAUGACCUUCAGUGGUCCAUCCCUGGCAUGCUUGAGUUCAACCUUUUUGGUAUCCCAAUGGUGGGUCCUGACAUCUGUGGCUUUGCCAAGGACACUUCUGAGGAGCUCUGCAGAAGGUGGAUGCAGCUGGGAGCAUUCUAUCCAUUUUCCCGGAAUCACAACGGCCAAAACUACAAGGCUCAGGACCCGGCCUCCUUUGGAGCUGACUCCCUGCUGGUCAACUCCUCCAGGCACUACCUGAACAUCCGGUACACCCUGCUGCCCUACCUCUACACGCUCUUCUACCGAGCACACUCCCGUGGGGACACAGUGGCCCGGCCCCUGCUGCAUGAGUUCUACCAAGACAGCAACACAUGGGGUGUGCACCGGCAGUUUCUGUGGGGACCCGGCCUCCUCAUCACUCCUGUGUUGGAUCAGGGUGCAGGGAAAAUACAGGCCUACAUGCCCGAUGCUGUCUGGUAUGACUAUGAGACUGGGGCCUCAGUAAGCUGGAGGAAGGAACAAGUUUCAAUGGAAUUUCCGGGAGACAAAAUCGGACUCCACCUCCGAGGAGGCUACGUUUUCCCCACCCAGCAGCCCAACACCACCACCGAUGCCAGUCGACGAAACCCUCUGGGCCUUAUCAUUGCCUUAGAUGAGAACAAAGAAGCCAAAGGGGAACUUUUCUGGGAUGAUGGAGAAACCAAAGAUACGGUGGCCAAUAAUAUGUAUAUCUUCUGUGAGUUUUCUGUCUCUCAAGUUGCCGUUAUCACAGAGCUUGACCUUGUCCUGGGACAGGAGUACACGGUGGAGUGGGACCUGAACAUCAUAAGUGAUGCAGACAAAAUCGACUGCUACCCCGAUGAACAAGGUGCUUCUCCAGAGAACUGCAUGGCCCGUGGCUGUGUCUGGGAGGAAUCCGCUACUACCGGAGUGCCUUUUUGCUAUAUUAGCAACGAUCUGUAUUCUGUUAGUAAUAUUCAGUACAGUGCAGACGGGGCCACUGCUGACAUCUCCUUGAAGGAUUUUCCUCAUGCCAACGCUUUCCCUUCAACCCCCGUGGCCUCCCUCCGCCUGGCUGUCACCUACCACAAGAAUGACAUGCUGCAGUUUAAGAUCUAUGAUCCCAAUAACAAACGAUAUGAAGUCCCAGUGCCCCUUAACAAACCCGGGACACCGUCCAGUACCUCUGGGGGUCGACUCUAUGAAGUCAUGAUUAAGGAGAACCCCUUCGGGAUUCAAAUUCGCCGGAAGAGCACAGGCAACAUCAUCUGGGACUCUCAGGUUCUUGGCUUCACCUUCAAUGACAUGUUCAUCCGCAUCUCCACUCGUCUCCCCUCCCAGUACCUCUAUGGCUUUGGGGAAACUGAGCACAGAUUCUUCCAGAGACAGAUGAACUGGCACACGUGGGGCAUGUUCUCCCGGGACCAGCCCCCAGGGUACAAGAUGAACUCCUAUGGCGUGCACCCCUACUACAUGGCACUGGAGAGGAAUGGCAGUGCCCACGGUGUGCUCCUGCUCAACAGCAAUGCCAUGGAUGUGACAUUCCAGCCCAUGCCAGCCCUGACAUACCGCACCACAGGGGGAGUUCUGGACUUUUACGUGGUCUUGGGGCCAACUCCAGAGCUUGUCACUCAGCAGUACACUGAGUUGAUUGGCAGGCCUGUGAUGGUGCCUUAUUGGGCCUUGGGGUUUCAGCUGUGUCGCUAUGGAUACCAGAACGACUCGGAGAUUGCCAGCUUGUAUGACGAAAUGGUGGCUGCCCAGAUCCCCUAUGAUGUCCAGUACUCUGACAUUGACUACAUGGAGCGGCAGUUGGACUUCACUCUCAGCCCCAAAUUUGCUGGGUUUCCCGCACUGAUCACACGCAUGAAGAAAGAUGGCAUGCGGGUCAUUCUGAUUCUGGACCCAGCCAUUUCUGGCAAUGAGACAGAACCCUAUCCCGCGUUCACUCGGGGUGUGACAGAUGAUGUCUUCAUCAAGGAGCCCAAUGGUGGUGACAUUGUCUGGGGAAAGGUCUGGCCCGAUCUUCCUGGCAUUGUUAUCAACAGUUCUCUAGACUGGGAGAGCCAAGUAGAGCAAUAUCGAGCUUAUGUGGCCUUCCCAGACUUCUUCCGGAAUUCAACUGUCACGUGGUGGAAGACAGAAUUGAAAGAGAUGUACACCAACCCACAGAAUCAAGAUAAAAGUUUGAAGUUUGAUGGCAUAUGGAUUGACAUGAAUGAGCCCUCGAGCUUUGUGAAUGGAGCCGUCCCCCCAGGCUGCAAGGAUUCCACGCUGAACCACCCUCCAUACAUGCCGGUUCUGGAGUCCAGGGACAGGGGCCUGAGCAGCAAGACUCUGUGCAUGGAGAGUCAGCAGGUGCUGGCGGACGGUUCCCUGGUGCGGCACUACGAUGUACACAGCCUGUAUGGAUGGGCGCAGACCAGGCCCACCUACGAAGCUGUGCAGGAGGUGACAGGGGAGCGAGGCAUAGUCGUCACCCGCUCCACUUUCCCAUCUUCUGGCCGCUGGGGAGGACACUGGCUGGGAGACAACACAGCUGCAUGGGACCAGCUGAGGAAAUCCAUCAUUGGCAUGAUGGAGUUCAGUCUCUUUGGCAUAUCCUAUACGGGAGCAGAUAUCUGUGGCUUCUUUCAAGACGCGGAAUACGAGAUGUGUGUUCGCUGGAUGCAGCUGGGGGCCUUCUACCCCUACUCCAGGAAUCACAAUACCAUUGGGACCAGGAGACAAGACCCCGUGUCCUGGAAUACCACCUUUGAGGACAUCUCCAGGAGUGUCCUGCAGACCAGAUACACUCUACUGCCGUACCUCUACACUCUGAUGCACAAAGCCCACGCUGAAGGCAGCACUGUGGUCCGACCACUCCUCCAUGAGUUUGUGUCAGACCUGGCCACCUGGAAUAUAGACUCUCAGUUUCUGCUGGGCCCCGCCUUCCUUGUCAGUCCUGUCCUACAACCUUACAUUCAAAAUGUCAGUGCGUAUUUCCCUAGAGCUCGGUGGUACAAUUAUUACACGGGUGUGUCCUUUGAUGCCAUGGGAGAGUGGAAGACACUGCCAGCCCCUCUUGACCACAUCAACAUCCAUGUGCGUGGGGGCUACAUCCUACCCUGGCAGGAGCCUGCACAGAACACCCACUUGAGCCGCCAGAAGUUCAUGGGCUUCAAGGUUGCAUUGGAUGAGAAUGGCGCAGCCGAGGGCUGCCUCUUCUGGGAUGAUGGUCAGAGCAUCGACACCUAUGAAAAAGGACAUUAUUACUUGGCCAACUUUUCUGUCAGCCAGGUGGAUAUUCACUAG